AACGACGAGCUUAGAUCGAUGCAUGUGAACCUUCUGCCAGGAAGCCUUUUAAAAGCAACACAACGAUACAACAUUCCACAACUUUUCAUCACAUCACAACUUUUGCAAGGAUCCAUCGCUCUUCCAAGAGUCCAAGACCUUGCCGGCGCGUGGCGGUGGCAAAACCAUGGCGCACGCCGACGAUACCGCGGCCGUGCCGCUGCUCCCCUCUCCGACAACGACGACGAAGGCCGGCGACGAGCCGCCGCGCCGUAACAUGUACGCCUUCGGCUGCGCCACGCUGGCCUCCAUGACCACCAUCCUCAUGGGCUACAACCUGGCGCUGAUGAGCGGCGCGCAGCUGUUCAUCCGGGAGGACCUGGGCCUCUCGGACGCGCAGAUCGAGGUGCUCGCGGGCUCCAUCAACGUGUUCAUGCUCGCGUCCAUCCUCGCCGCCGGAUGGGCGGCCGACGUCCUCGGCCGCCGCGGCACGCUCGUGCUCGCCAACGUCUCCCUCAUGGCCGGCGCGCUCGCCAUGGCGCUCGGCGGCAGCUUCCCCGCGCUCAUGUUCGCGCGAUGCGUCACCAGCGUCGGGUCCGGGUUCUCCAUCGUCGUCACCUCCGUCUACAACGCCGAGAUCUCGCCGCCGUCCAUGCGCGGAUUCUUGUCGUCCUUCCUCGACCUGUUCAUCAGCCUCGGCUUGCUCCUCAGCUACGUGUCGAACUACGCCUUCGCCAGCUUGCCGGUGCACCUCGGUUGGCGCGUCAUGUACGCCGCCGGAGUGCUCCCGCCGGUGCUUCUGGCCGCCGGCGUGCUUGCCAUGCCGGAGUCGCCGCGGUGGCUCGCGAUGCGCGGGCGCCACGCCGACGCGCGCGCCGUGCUCUUGCGCACCUCCGACACGCCCGCCGAAGCCGACCUCCGCCUCGAGGAGAUCAAGCAGGCCGUCUUCAAGGAGCAGCCACAGGCCAACGACGGCGGCGGCGGCGACGUCUGGAAGGAGCUCCUCCUCCGCCCGUCGGCGAGCGUGCGCCGGAUGCUCAUCUGCGUCGUCGGCGUGCACUUCUUCCAGCAGGCCUCCGGCAUCGACGCCAUCGUGCUCUACAGCCCGCUGGUGUUCCGGAAGGCCGGCAUGUCGUCGAACGACGCCGUCCUCGGCGCCACCGUGGGAAUCGGAGUCGUCAAGAUGUGCUUUGUCCUCGUGGCGUCGCUCCUCUCCGACGGCGUCGGCCGGCGGCCGCUCCUCCUCGCCAGCACGGCCGGCGUGGCCGCGUCGAUGGCGUCGCUGGGGACGGCGCUCUGUGUUGGCUCGACCUCGCCGGUGAGCAUGGCGGCCACCAUCGCGUCAGUGCUAGCGUUCAUAGCGGCGUUCUCGAUCGGGUUCGGGCCGCUGGCCGGCACGUACAGCGCCGAGAUCAUGCCGCUGCGGCUGCGGGCGCAGGGGGCGAGCCUGGGCAUGGCGGUGAACCGGCUGACGUGCGCGCUGGUGAGCAUGACGUUCAUCUCGCUGGCGGACGCGAUCACCAUGCCCGGGUGCUUCUUCCUGUACGCCGGGGUGGCGGCGGCCGCGUGUGUGUUCGUGUACGCGCGGAUGCCGGAGACGAGGGGCAGGAGCCUCGAGGACAUGGACGUGCUCUUCGCCAAGUGAUCUUUGAUGGCUUCGAUCAUCACUAGCUAGUGACCGAGGCGGUGCAGCGGUUCUUGAGAAGAUGAGUGCUAGAUUGCUAGUAUCUUGUUGUUUUUAUGUUACCCGACAGUUUGCACAAAUUGCUGUGCAAAUUGACGCCUUUUUUGUUUCACGUUUUGGCUCUGAACUUGUCGAAUUACUUUAUCCAGACACAGUUGCCUCUAUAACAUUUUGUAUUCUCUUAGUUCAGGAUCUUUUUUUAAAAAAAAAUAGAAAAGAUGCUACCAUGAUUUUUU
Messenger RNA from Setaria italica (foxtail millet), 1899 nucleotides. Its product is annotated as polyol transporter 5. The transcript is spliced from 2 exons. Gene Ontology annotation, cellular component: membrane. The record is from RefSeq and is a predicted model, not a curated record. Gene Ontology annotation, molecular function: carbohydrate transmembrane transporter activity. Gene Ontology annotation, biological process: transmembrane transport. NCBI's taxonomy places the organism in Eukaryota, Viridiplantae, Streptophyta, Magnoliopsida, Poales, Poaceae. Bases 167 to 1624 code for a protein of 485 amino acids.